Molecule: messenger RNA, 4398 nt
Organism: Didymosphaeria variabile
Lineage: Eukaryota; Fungi; Ascomycota; Dothideomycetes; Pleosporales; Didymosphaeriaceae
Exons: 2
Coding region: 1-4398 (1465 amino acids)
Source: RefSeq, a predicted model, not a curated record
AUGUCAGGCACAGUCAACUAUUAUGACUAUACCGAGCAAUAUGAGAGUCAAGAGGCCCUAGAACCUUCUAUCGAUGCAGUACCCACAGGAUUUGUUCGGCAUAUCAAAACCAUCAUUGAAGAGCGAGGAACACCUGAGCCAGUCAUGAAAGAGAAUAAUGUCUUAAGUGCCGAUAAGACGAACAUAGAUGGAAUGGUUCCGGAUAUUCCUGAGCUCCCCGCUUCACCGGUUCCGCGCCGUAUAACGCGUGAUCUAGUUCUGGCAGGCAUUGGACCCGAAUCUUCGAGCGGAGAAGUAGAGCUAUCUGGGGCAACAGCAGAAGCGCGGAAUUCAGAGCGGUCUAUGGUUGACUCACAGGAUGGACAAAGUGCCAUACAAGAUGGUGUUCCGCGCCGGGCUGCAUACCCCGCGCAUUCAAUGGAUAUCGAGAAUCGACACAGCAUUCUUUCGCAAGCAGGUUCGAGUGUGAUGGAAUCCUCCACGCUUGAAUUCGCCGUUCGGUGCUCAAUUCCCAUGGUGGCUGACAAUGGUGUGACGCUGGAUUUAGACAAUGAGACCUCGCCCGUGUAUGCUCCUGAGGCAGAUCCGACAAGCGAAGAUGGCAUGACGGAUCUCCUUGAAGGCUACCAGCGCACAGAUACCAAAGAAGGGAGCAAAGAGGGUGCUGAGGAGCAAGUUGAAGAGGAGGAGCGCUUGGAGAAGAAAAGCAACCAUACGAGCUACCACGCCGCCAAAUCCUCGGAUGAGCAGUCCUUCAAGUCUUGCACGGAUGUGAUAAAAGUCAUCGAUCCUCCUGAAGAGGGUGCCGACGCCAAAUCACUGGAGUCGUGCGACAAUCUGCCAGAUUCUGGUCCAUUAUUCAAGGAUCCGGAUGCAAGGUCCUUCACCACAUGCAAGGAUGCGGUCACUCCUAACUGUGCUGCGUUUUUGCCGGCAUCUAGGCUACCAUCAACACACCUCAUCUCUUCAGAGCCACCUCGCCGAAGGCCAUCCACUGAGAUGCCGUCGUCGUCGCCUUUGUUCUCAGAAUGCAAAGCACCUCCAUCGUCAAUAUCUGAAUCAAGCAUGUCCAGGGUCGUUGGUCGAAUUCGAGCUAAUUCAAAGCUAAGCUCCACACAAGGCUCUUUGGGUGAUUCCUUUUCUUUGUUGAAGGAGCAUGGAGCUCACACACCCCCUGCUGUACCUCCUAGAGAAUCAAGCUCGUCGAAGGAAGCGCAGCAGUCAAGGGGCGUCGCUAACUUCCUCCUGCGAUCUGUUCGCCAGCGUUUUGCUAAAGCCAGUCCUGGGUCAAAUCUUAGACCUGGUAAAGAGAAUGCGACUUCGAAGCCAGAGUAUUUAGAGGAUUUGAAUACCGAUGCCGGAAUUCCUACGCCACCUCCCAUGAAAGAGAGGAUAUUGACGAGCAAUAUCACUGUAUCCGCUGAUCGGCCUGUAGAAGCGCUGAAAGCAUCCCAGCGAGUCUUGACCAAGGAGCGAGACUUGCCGCACAGACAGAGUGAAACAACGACGAUGCGUGGAGGGAGCAUCGCACCGAAAGAACAGACGCCCAAAUCGGAUCCGCAUGCCACCGCUACUUCCGAUGUACGCCAGACGUCGCUCAGUAUUACAUCCCCUGCAGUUCCGGAGGCUUCUUCGGUAUAUUCGCCAGUAUAUAUCUCUUCUGCCGGGUCCGAUGGUCAGGUCUCUCCUGUCAUCUAUCCUCAGACUCCAGAACAGCAUCGUCGUGACAGCCAGACCACGACGCACCUGAGCUGGACCGGGGCGAAUGCAUUCCGCUCGUAUUCUGUCGAAGGUGCGCGUGGUGCCCGAAAUAGCCACGAGGACUCCACGACCGAUCUGAGACUUCCUGGUCUCCGCCACGCAGUCACUCACCUCCCUGAUUUGAAGGAGGAGUCGCACGAGGACUCAAGUCUCAACACGAGCGCGAGCAACUUUCGUCCUUUUGGCGGUAGCCAGCCUGCCGUGUUUAGGAUGUCUACAGAAGGUGUACCUGGAACUCGGAGGCAUCCAUCUGUUCGGUCGUCACGCAAUAGCGUGCUUCAGCAGAUGCACUUGCCCUCGAUGAACUUCAGCAGCUUUGGGAGCUUUGAUGAAGCUUUGGACCAUCGAGUAUCGCGUUCGUUGGAUUUGGCUCCAGCUGCGCGGGAAGAGUUGUCUCGGGCGGUGAUGCCACGGUCGGCGUCGGCAGGCGAGAAUCGGGAGAAAUACAAGAGUGUGUUUGCCGGACUUGAUACGCCAGCGAAGACAUCUGCAACGCGUCGGCACGCUGGUGAUGACCUUCGGGCGCGCAAGUCGCCGAACCUUUUCGUCAAGGAGGUAGAUUCGCUGACCAUACCGUCUGUGAAUGGCCUCACGACUCGAUUGUCGGAGAUAUUGCCAAAGCUCAAGGAGGCCUUGGGGCUUACGCAGGCGGACGAGUUCCCAGACGAGGAAUGUAUCAUGGAGAAGGCGAUGGAGAGGCUCAACGAGGUAGGCCUAAUGGUGCAGAAGCGUUCUUCGGCGCGCUUGCGUCCUGUCCCAGGUUCUCCGAGCAUGUUCGUUGUCGACGAUGAAGUAUUCAAGGAGAUCACCGGAAAGGAGAACAAUGGUACACGUCCCGUACGCGGUCUCAACCGAGGCCAAGCAGGCCUGGGUGUAGACAAAGCUGCUCAAGGAGGUGGGCGGGCCCAGGUUGAAGCUGCCGCAUUGGUGGAGACCGGUGUCGUCGCCCAUGAGCGUGCACGUGACGACACAGUGACAAACACAACGGAGGUCGAGGCACCUUCCCCCGCUCACUUUCGCCAACACAACACAACUUCUUUCUCUCUCCGCAACUUUCCGUCCCCUUCUUCUCAGCCCUCGACGCGGUCUCUUCGUUCUCGUGGAAGCACUCCUACAGGAACAAUCACGGAUACUCGUCCUUGGAAUCUUGACAAGAAUUAUCCUUGGGCGACGGACCCAUCUGUUGACAUCUCUCUGCCUCCACCCUCCGCGUCUAAGCUGUCCCCGCGGCCCGGGCCCUCACACCUUCGCAACCGUCUGUCCAACGCCUCAUCAGACUCAGCAGGUACGUCUAGUCUAUACGGUACGUUAGCUUCUCCCCUGGCGCGACGCGGUCCAACAGGGCACUGCUACAAUUUCGCCGUCGACAGCAGGCAGUCUCUCGAGCCGUCAGCCAUUGGCUUCGACGCGGGCGGCUACCCUAUUGGACAUGUGCGCGUUCGUGACGACGACCAGUCCCACGGCGCGGGUGAACGCUAUCCUACGUCUGCUCUUCCACUUCCUUCGAACUUACACAUAUACCCAGGCCAAGCAAGCCACUUCUCACUUGAGACAUCUGACGAGGAGGCCGAGACUACCUCGCCUCGCAAGACUUUGUUCAGUCGCCGGCCGCGUCGCAACAUUCGAGCGUCUGCCACCCGUCGCGACGUGAGCCAACGUCGCGUACGGGAAUUGCAGCACUCGCGAGCAACAGACCGCAGCUCGCAGCUCGAGCCGGACGAACUACCCGAUCGCUCACGCCGCCAGACAUUUACAAACGCCCAAGGGAUGUCGACGUUGAGCUUCCGCUUCGAACAGUGCACUCUCGCUGUCAAGAAGGGCGUCUUCAAGUUUUGCAACUGCGUGACUUCCUGCUUCCGCCGGCCAGAGACCCUGAGUGAGUCCGAUUCUGCGGACGUCCCUGUGCCCGCCAACUCCCGUGUGAGCGAGUCCAGUGACAGCGACGACACUAUCGCUCCCAACCGUGAGUCUACGGGGGUAAUUCCAGCUGUUCGAGACGGCCCCGGUCAUCGCUACACAGAAGCCUACCUUAUCUCGAUCCCUGGGUCCGCUGCCUCGCUCCACCUCGCUACUGAGGACGUCAUCGAAAGGGCUUCUACUUUCCAAUCGAACAUCCGUCCCCAACGAUACGGAACCUUCGCUCCGGGAGCGGACGACACCAUGCCGUAUCUCCUGUUCUUCCGCUAUGAGAACGAGGUCGCCAAGGGCGUCGAGGCCAUUCACUCAAGCGAGGCGCCUGAGCGCUUGAGAGCAUGUCAAGGAACAUAUGUCCGCCUCCACGAACUUGGCCCUCUAAAUCAUUGGAUGGAUGAUCAAUACCAAAAGUCUUUCCUGAAUUCUGUCAAAGGCAAUGUUACCCGCGAGCAAGUUGCGGGCCUCGUCGAGAAUAAUCGCAACAAGAAACCUUCCAAUGUCAUUUCAUCGCUUGAAGAAUAUCUCAGGCGCACCGCUCCCGACCCCAAGAACCCACCGCCUCCGCCUCCGCCCACUGCUCGCGAGCUUAUAUUCACCCAAGAAAUGAUUACCGCUGCUCAUCGCAUCAGAUCUCUUCAAGCGCAAGCCGAAGGGGCAGCUGCGGGUAAUUCGGCUCAAGAGCAACGUUCGUGGCUACAGCGCUUGUGGCGCUUCUUUCGUUAA